AUGGAAAUAUGGUAUGUCUUUGAGAUCCUUAGCGGAGUGGGGUCCAUAUUUCAUCUAAUGGCUCUAAGCUGGGAUCGACUGUGUGCCAUUGUAUGGCCGCUGAAGCAUCGUUCAUACACUAAAACGAAAUAUCUGGUUAUAAUCUUCGUAGCUUGGUCAGUGGCAACGCUAGUGUCAGGGCUCUCUGUAACUGGAAAUAGGAAUUCGCCACAAGCGUACAACAUGACAGUUAUUUGCCUGUGUUUCUUCCUGCCUCUUGUUCUGAUCUUUUUAGCCCAAGGAAUAACUUUGGUCACUAUCAAACGCAACAUUGCUAAAUUUCACCAUAGCUCCAGCCUGAAGCGGGAUGUCAGAGCGACUAAAACAAUUCUUAUCAUGAUAGGCUUGUUUUUGAUUGCCUGGCUGCCAUUCUUUUCUUUGGGUUUGGUUCGUUUCAUACAAGACGACCACUCUGUAUUACCCGCAAACGCAAUCUUUGCAGUCAAAAUGUUGCAAUACAGUAAUUCACUUUUUAAUCCCAUUCUUUACGGGCAAAAGUUUCCAGAAUUCAGAAAAGCAUACAUAAUGAUUUUAUGUUCUGCCAAAAGUGAUGGUGACAGCGCACGGUUUGCAAUUUCUUCAUCAGUAAACACAAAUAACUUUGGAACUUCUUCGUCCACUAUUCGUGGGUUAUGUCCUCCUCCACAAAGAUCUCACAGAUUAUUACGUGCCUUGAUAAGGCAGCAUGACGAGAAGAUAGACAUACCACAGGAAGAGGAGGAGCUGACGUUCAUGGACAGUGGUCUUUGA
Molecule: messenger RNA, 789 nt
Organism: Pocillopora meandrina
Lineage: Eukaryota; Metazoa; Cnidaria; Anthozoa; Scleractinia; Pocilloporidae
Source: the annotation of a GenBank genome assembly